Messenger RNA from Nelumbo nucifera (sacred lotus), 1646 nucleotides. Its product is annotated as GDSL-like Lipase/Acylhydrolase superfamily protein. NCBI's taxonomy places the organism in Eukaryota, Viridiplantae, Streptophyta, Magnoliopsida, Proteales, Nelumbonaceae. The record is from RefSeq and is a predicted model, not a curated record. Gene Ontology annotation, molecular function: hydrolase activity, acting on ester bonds.
GAGAGGGUGUGAGGCCUGCUGUGGUGAGGAACCCUUGACCUCCGGUCCGCCACACACUACUCUUUCUAUUAUGUAUGUAGAUUUAAGAUAAUAUUCCACGUUUGCAAGCCUCCUCAGGUUUGCCUUGUUUCCAUCGGCAAAGCACUAGCCCCUUCUGAACCAGAGAGAUAGAAGUAUUGAGCUGAUGAACUACUGAGGAAGAGUUUUGGUUGAAGGCAUGGCGUUUGUAACGACGUGUUUGGUAUUUGGGUUCUUGCUUUUAGGAUUAUUAGGAGGAGAAACAAUGGCUUCAUCGAAUUGCAAUUUCCCGGCCAUUUACAACUUCGGAGAUUCGAAUUCCGAUACCGGGGGUAGAUCUGCUUCUUUUGAUGCGCUUCCUCUUCCCUUUGGCGAAACCUUCUUUGGCAAGCCUUCUGGAAGGUUCUGCGACGGCCGCCUCGUCAUUGAUUUCAUAGCCGAACAACUGGGAUUACCAUAUUUGAGCGCGUAUCUGGAUUCCAUCGGAACGAGCUUCCGGCACGGAGCAAACUUCGCUUUUGGAGGAUCGUCCAUCCGCGUCGGUGGUUACAGCCCGUUCCAUCUGAGCAUCCAGAUCUCUCAGUUCCGACAGUUGAAAGCACGUACCACUGACCUCUACGGGCAAAGACAAGGUAAAGCACGAACACCAUCGUCGAAAUGGAAUCUACCAAAGCCAGAAGACUUCUCUAAGGCUCUCUACACCUUCGACAUCGGACAGAACGAUCUCGCUUACGGAUUUCAGCACACGACAGAGGAUCAAGUUCGAGAGUCCAUCCCUGAUAUGCUGGACCAGUUGUCUGAUGCCAUACAGCAGUUCUGUGACUGUUGUUGUGUUGUUGAUGGUGGUGGCCAGACGCUUUACGAGGAAGGAGCAAGAGUGUUCUGGAUACAUAACACAGGCCCGCUUGGUUGUCUGCCUUACAGCUUUAUAUAUGACCAAUCGAAGCCCGGUAAUCUAGACGAGGGCGGGUGUGUGAAGCCGGAGAACGAUGUGGCUCAGGAAUUCAACAGGCAGCUUAAGGACAGAGUGACUCAAUUCAGGCUACGUCUCCCUCAUGCGGCAUUCACCUACGUUGAUGUGUAUUCAGUAAAAUAUGAGUUAGUCAGUAAUGCAACAAAGCAAGGUUUUGAUGAUCCAAUGAAGUUUUGUUGCGGUAGUUAUUACGGUUAUCAUGUGGACUGCGGUAAGACGGCAGUGGUGAACGGUACGACGUAUGGUAAAGCGUGCAGUAAUCCCCGAGCGCAGGUGAGCUGGGAUGGCAUACACUACUCCGAGGAAGCCAACCGACGGAUUGCCGACCGGUUACUGGGCGGCCAGAUGUCGGACCCACCGGUUCCAAUAACCCAAGCAUGCCGUAAGUCGUAACUCUAAACUCAUGGGCCCGUACGUGCCUGUUGAUUCUUUGAAGUUUAAAGGCCAUGGCCCAUGGGCCGGUAUCCACAGCUCCACCCUUACUUUUUUAAUAGUUUUUUUGGCUAUUGAAAUGUAAUAGUAAUAUUAUCCACAAAAAAAAAGGAAAUGUAAUAGUAAUAACUAAUAUUAUGAAAAAAGUAGAGUAAAAGUGUAAAACCGUAAAAGCUGAGAGGCGCUUAUAUUGGAUUAAGUACUUACUCAUGAUUAAUUAUAA